AUUUUAUUGUAAUAAUGUUUGAUAGGCAAAAGCAGCAACCCAGCCAUGAUGGUAAUUCAAAGGUAAAAUUUAUUCCAACCCACAACAAGUGUACAUGUUUUAUUGACUGCCUGAUUAAUUGAUUGAAUUAUUGAGUGAUCAGUAAUUCUUUGUUUGUUUGCAAUCACGUAACAGAUCAAUUGAUUGGUUAAUUAAUUUAUUAUUCAAUUAAUUAUUUGCUAAUAAGUUGACUACUUGAUUAACUUACUGUUGAAUUGUUAAUCAAAUGACUGAUUGUUCUGAAAGAUUGAUUAUUUAUAAAGUAGCUUAACUUUUUAGUACAUUGCUACACUUGACUUGUACAUUGUGAUCGUUCUAAGCAUAAACCAUUGAAAUAUAUUAGAUGUAGUUAUUCUUUUCUUUAUAGUUCAUUUCUAUAACAUAUACUGUAACUAUAUGAUUUUGGGUUACUAAUAAUUUCUGUUAUGUUUAGCAAAAUACAGAGCCAGAGCCAUCCUCAGGCAUACCAGUGAAAGAUAACGCAAAUACAUUUGACCCUGAUGAGGACAUAAAGAGGCGAUUGAAGAAGCUAAAAGAGCGUGGUAUACUAAACCUAAUUACUGAGUUAUAUGAUAAGUUAUAAUUAAAUACUUAGUUUUACAUAAUGAUGAACAUCUGGUGUAAUUUACAGUUGGUUUAUAUGUUUGUUUGUGUGUCAAGCUCGAAUUUCACUCGUAUUUUAUGCAGAUAAUGCAACAAGUGAAACUGAUGUUCAUUCCAAGUUUGAAAACCUGACUGGAAGGGCUCCAAGUUCUGCACAAACAAGUGAUGUAAGUGAAUUUAUAUAGCCUAGGAUUCUCCGGUAAAACAUUCGACACUUCGAGCGAAGGCCCUUUAUUGGUAGUAAAAAGUAACACAGUUAUUUUAACAGAUACACACGUUUGGUCCCCAAAAGACUGAAGCUGAGGAGAUGUCAGAUUUACUGAAACAAAUGCAAGAUGAAUGCAGUAUUGAUGAUAAAUCUGGAUACGAACCUGGAAACUCAGGAAUAAACACCGAAGAUAUUGAACAAAGAUUGGAUAAACUGAAAGGACGAGAACCAAAGGCAAAGCCGUCUGGUUAGUCAUUUAUAUGACACUAACAAAAGCCCACUCUCAUAAUACGAAGAUUGAAAUUCCAUUUGAUAUUCAGUCUUUGCCAUACUGUUUUGAUCUGGGGAUAAAUAUUUUAACAAUACACCCUUGGGUAUAAACCCUCGUUUUCGUGCAUGUGACUUUAGUUAAACCUAAACGUCUGAAUUGUACGUACUUUCCGGUGUACUGGCAGAACUUUGAGGAUGUUCGACUUGUUUCUAUAACAAGUUUUCAUGUGAAAGUUUUUUUUUCUCAUCUUCAACAUUUAUGGUCAGGCGUUUUUCCAUGAUGAGUACACUUGUUCAAAAAUUGGCAAGGUACAAAUUUUGCGGGUAUAAAAAUUAAGAGGCGACUGUUAAUGUCCAGAGAGAACAUGCACAUAGCGCUAUUCAGUAUUUAAAUGAACCUUAGUUUAGGUUUCCUCUUGUACUAUUAACACUGGACCGACAAGAGAUCACUUUUACUCCACGGACCUCUGCAUGGGGAGAACGGUGAACUGAUGAAACUAUCUAGUAUAAAUUGAACAUUAUAUGUCGUAGGUGCACCAACAUACGACUAUGAUAGUGAUGACGAGGCAGAAUUUCGAAAAAGAUACAUUCAUCAGGUAAAGGACAAGACAUUAAAAAUAGAAAAAGCGAAGUGCUGGUACAGAACGUUACAGAACGUAGCAAUUAAGUAUUGUAAUUAGCUUGAAAUUCAUGAAAAUGAGGCUCCUGGGCGCAGAACGUACUCAUGACGUAAUUAUCGAAAAGGUGUACGAAAACGGUAAUUGCCAAGAACGCCAAGAAAAUCACUAUAUAUUACUGUUAAUAUAUAAAUAGCCGAUUCUGGUAUAUAUGUUUUGAGUGCAAUUGAGUGAGACAAAAGAUACAUUAACUGUCCUAUUGUUACGUUAACAGGCAAUUGCUGAAUCAUUUUUGGAUGACAGAAUUCGGAAACAAGGGCAUGGUAGGUGUGAAAAUUUCUGGAAUAAUAAUUGUAAUUUAAGCCGUCUUUGAUUUUUCGGUUGAAUUACUUUCAGGAGAGCUCCUUGAUCGUGCUGAGCAAAAGAUUGCUUCGAAGGUAAGAUUGUACGUUUUGAUUCACUAAUGCGCAGGACUACUAUCCCAUUGUAAGAUCAUCUGGAGUUAGACAAAGUAAAAUAAUAAAGUAAGACGCAUUCUUGCGCAUUGCAGCUUAAUGGGUUAAAGUCUGCAUCGCAGCCUAGAUUGUAUAUGUUACUUUGUUCCUAGAUUUUAUAUUUCUGGCCUCGAGGGACAAAUACUUUAACCAUUAGAUACUGUUCACCAUAUCACCAGGGUUCACUCCUUUUUGUGACGCAUACGAGAAGAGUACUUCCAAUUUGGCUGCACGGAACAACGCAUACAGUUUUUCUCAGGGAACCCACUUUCCUCCUGUGGUAAUACUGGGGUGGUGUUUAGUGACUAUAGACUUAGUUUAUUUUGUUUUAAAUGACCAAACAGUUUCAGGUUGUGUUGUUUCUAGGAACAUGAAACACCAACAGAUCCAGACGAGCUACCGUGGUGUUGUAUUUGCAAUGAGGAUGCCAGUUUGCGUUGUCACGGAUGUGAUGAUGAUUUGUACUGUAAACGAUGUUUCAGGUGCAAUUUUGAAUAAAAUUAAAAUGAUUCAUGAUUUUUAAAAAAAUUCAUAUUUUAAUAUUAUACCUCCUAGUACAGGUGCAAAUAGUUUCUUAUUGAACUGCUAUAGACCAGAUUAAGUCCUACCAUUUAUAAGUACAUUGUUCUGUACAAACAUAGGUACAGAACAAGCAGGUUAUGAAACAAGAACGACAUUUAGAGCAACAUUUUAGUUAUAUGGCUUGGAUGGGUGUUGACAAUCUAUACAGCCUAUCAAAUGGUCUAAAAGCCCUUUUACGCUUAUUUUUGUUAAGGUCCAUUUACAAUUGCUAAUUAUAUUCAAUGAUAACGAAUUGCACACCAUACAUUCCCAGAAACUUUUUAUACAUCACAGCAAAUAUUUUUUUUAUUGCAUGAGCAAUUUAUUCAGAAGUAAUUUAUUCUACACCAGGCACAUGUUUACGUCAAAAUGUCCCUCCCUGGGUAACAAUGUUUCUACUAGAAUUUAUAUAGAAACUGUAUUUGAUAUUGGAUUGUGAUAUUGUUUUUUUUUUUUUAGGGAAGGACAUGGAAGGGGCGAGUAUGAAGAUCACACAACAUCACCUUAUAAACCACCCAGAAAACCAAGAUAGAAAGACUGUUUUUUCUUUACACCAUCAUAGCUAAAUAACAAUUCAUUUUUUCUAUCUCCAUUAAGUCAGUUAUUUUUUCAGUCAGUCAUUUUUUCUAUCUCCAUUAAGUCAAUCCCCCCCAUCUUCCUGAAAAAUCUGCACAUUCUCUCUCAGCUGAACCAUAUAUACUUAUCUGUUUGAGGAUGUGCAGAUUAUUCACAAGGUGCACUCUUCACCAUGCAUCACAGCAAAUUAUGUCAAAAAUACCAAAACAUUAGUACUGAAAUUUCACUUAUGUUAAAAUAUCACCUUUUCCUUGGGGAUCGAUGCAGCUGCAGGGGGAAGGGUGCACAUCAGAAAGUUCACCCAUAUAAUUUUACCACCAGUUUGUUUUGGAACUCCGCAAGUAUGGUAUGCCUGGUUCAUGUACCAAUGUAUAUAAUUAUUUAUUAGUUUAUGUCACACAACUACAAUAACUAUAGAAUAUAGUAAGAUUAGUUAUUUUUCAUCAAUAAUGUCAGGAGCAAUGUAGCCAAGUAUAGGUGGUGUUUCCGUUGGUCCUUGCAAGUGCAGUGGAAACAAUGAUUCAUCAGUCUUAACAGCUUCUUCAUAAUGCCAAGGGGAAACUUUUUUCAGUUCUCUUAAUGCCAGUUCUCUAGAACUAAUAACAUCUUGCAGUUUUCUCAAUUCGUCCCUUUGUUGUUGAUUUCUGUACUUUGACCAUUCCUUCAACAAUAAAACUCUUCUUUCCUGCUCUUGUUCGUCGACUUCAGGCACGUUUCUCACUCUAUCAUUUUGCAGUAAACUCCUAGGGAAACAUGGGUGAAAGAUGUGU
This is a messenger RNA of Paramuricea clavata, 4138 nucleotides long. The record is from the annotation of a GenBank genome assembly. Lineage: Eukaryota; Metazoa; Cnidaria; Anthozoa; Malacalcyonacea; Plexauridae.